AUGGCAAACGAGUGGCUGCUGUGGCUGACCUUGUCUGCCAUCAUAGCUGCUUGGCACAGCGGUGUGAGUCCCAUCCACAAUGGCCAGGUUUGCAGUACAUGGGGUAACUUCCACUUCAAGACCUUUGAUGGAGAUGUUUUCCAGUUGCACUCGACUUGCAACUACGUCCUGACCUCUUCAUGCAGGAGCAGUUACAACGACUUCAACAUCCAGAUAAGAAGACAGGAGGCUGGCAACCAUCACACCAUCAAAAACAUCAUUAUGAAGCUGGAGGGUUCAGUAGUGGAGCUCUCUGAGGGCUCAGUGGUUAUCAAUGGAAAACCAGCCACCCUACCAUUCAGUCAAGCAGGAGUGCUAAUUGAGAAAACCCCCACCUACAUCAAAAUCAAAGCAAAGCUGGGUUUAGUUGCUAUCUGGAAUGAGAAGGACGCUUUUAUGGUGGAACUAGACCUUAAGUACAAGAACCACACCUGCGGUCUUUGUGGAGACUUCAAUGGGGUCCAGCUCUAUGAUGAGUUCUACAGCCAUGGUGUAAAAAUAUCCCCCAUGGAUUUUGCUAACUUCUGGAAAAUGGAUGGUCCAACUGAAAGCUGCUCUGACUACAUGCUGGAAUCAACACAAAGCUGCAACAACAUGAAACCUCUGUGUGAGCAGAUCCUUACAGGGCCAGCCUUCAACAGCUGUCACAGUCUGCUGGACGUUGCCUCCUUUACUUCUGCCUGUGUUGCAGACCUCUGUAACUGUGACAAUGGCAUGAAUGAACACGUUGACCCCUUCUGCCUGUGCAACACUGUGUCAGAGUUCUCCAGACAGUGUGGACAUGCGGGUGGCAAACCCCAAAACUGGAGAAUCAAAGAGCUCUGCUGGAAGUCAUGUCCCAAAAAAAUGGAGUACAAGGAGUGUGGGAGUCCCUGUGCUGAUACCUGCUCCAACCCAGAGGCCAGCCACACCUGUGAUCACCACUGUACUGAUGGAUGCUUCUGCCCUGCAGGCACUGUGCUGGAUGAUUUAAACGGAACGGGUUGUGUCCGAUUAAACGAGUGCUCCUGCAGCUACAACAGCAAGAUAUAUGGACCGGGGGAGUCCUACUCCAGUAACUGCAAAAAAUGUGUGUGUGCGCGUGGCCGGUGGACGUGUAUGGAGGAGGACUGUCCAGGAACCUGCUCUGUGGAGGGAGGAGCCCACAUCGACACCUUCGAUGACAGAGUCUACACCUUCCAUGGGGACUGCUCCUAUGUGCUGGCUAAGGACUGCAGUGGAUCCCAGUUUGUGGUACAAGGAGAACUGGAGCAGUGUGGACUGACUGAGAGUGAGACCUGCCUCAAGUCUGUUACCUUGGGUUUGUCUGGAGGGGCUAAUGUGAUCAAAAUCCAGUCCAAUGGCAAGGUUUUUGUGAAUGGCAUCUACGCUCAGUUACCCUUCUCUGCUGCUGGUAUCUCCGCCUUCCGAGGGUCCUCUUACUACCUGCUGGUGCAAACGUCUGUUGGUGUUCUGUUGGAGGUGCAGCUCCAGCCAGUCAUGCAGCUCUACAUCAAAGUGACCAGUGAUUACCAGGCCAAGACCUGUGGUCUGUGUGGGAACUUCAACGGUAACCAAGCUGAUGACUUUCUAAAGCUCAGUGGCGUUCCAGAUGCCACAGCACCUGGUUUUGUCAACAGCUGGAAGACACAUGCUGGUUGCCCUGAUGUUAAGAGCAACUUUGAGAACCCCUGCAGCCUUAGUCUGGAUAAUGAGAAGUACGCCCAGCACUGGUGCUCCAUGCUGAGUGACCCUCAGGGAGUGUUUGCCUCCUGUCACUCAGAGAUCAGCCCUGACUCGUACAAAGAGAACUGCAUGUAUGACAGCUGUAACUGUGAGAAAAGUGAGGACUGUAUGUGUGCUGCAGUCUCCUCCUAUGUCCAUGCCUGUGCAGCUGCAGGAAUCCAGCUCACCGGCUGGAGGGCCACCAUCUGUGGGAAAUAUGCUAGCUCGUGCCCCAGCAGCAUGGUCUACUCCUACAACAUCACGUCCAGCGGUCGCACCUGCCGCUGCAUCAGCACCACAGACCCCAGCUGUCACUUCUCUUUCCCGCCAAUUGACGGCUGUAUCUGUACAGAGGGAACCUAUCUGGAUGACACUGGGAAGUGUGUCCCAUCUCAGGCUUGUCCUUGUUAUCACAAAGGCUCAGUGGUGCCUCCCGGACAGGUCGUCAACAAGGAUGGGGUCAUGUGCACCUGUAAGGAGGGCAAACUCAGCUGCAUUGGAGAGAUAUGUCUCUUUUCGGCAGCCUGUGCUCCUCCCAUGGUGGCCUUCAACUGCUCUGCUAAUGACCCCGUUGCAAAAGGAACUGAGUGUGAGAAGAGCUGCAACACAUUAGACAUGGCCUGUAUGGCCACAGAGUGUGUCUCCGGCUGUAUGUGUUCAUCUGGGACAGUGUCUGAUGGUAAAGGAGGUUGCAUUAAGCCAGAGGCCUGUCCUUGUGUUCACAACGGUGUCUCCUACCAGCCUGGGGAGACCACCAAGGUGGACUGCAACACCUGCACUUGUAAAGACAGGAAGUGGCACUGCACUACCAACCAGUGUGAUGGAACCUGCUCCAUCUAUGGUGAUGGACACUACAUGACUUUUGAUCAGAAGCGCUUCAACUUUGAUGGCAACUGUGAAUACAUUCUCGCUCAGGACUACUGUGGCAGUGCUCAGAGUAAUGGAACCUUCAGAGUGCUCACUGAGAAUGUUCCCUGUGGAACCACAGGAACCACCUGCUCCAAGAGCAUCAAGAUCUUCCUGGGGAGUGCAGAACUGAUUCUAGCAGAGGGAAGCUACCAGCUGCUUUCAAGUGGAAAUGAAGAAACAGUUCCAUUCAGUUACAGCACCAUGGGCAUCUACCUGGUCAUUGCAGCCAACAAUGGACUCAUUUUCAUGUGGGACAAGAAGACCACCUUGUUCAUCAAGCUCAGCCCAAAAUAUAAGGGUCGUGUGUGUGGGCUGUGUGGCAACUAUGAUGACAAUGCAAAUAAUGACUUCACCACAAGGUCCCAUGCUGUGGUGGUCAACCCACUGGUGUUUGGGAACAGCUGGAAGGAUUCACCGAGCUGCCCCGAUGCUCACAGCCUCACCAGCCCCUGCACAGCCAACCCAUACAGACAGGCGUGGGCCCAGAAACAGUGCAGCAUUAUCCAGAGUGACGUCUUCUCUCCCUGCCAUUCCAUUGUGGAUCCCGCUCCAUACUAUGAAGCAUGUGUAGCUGACUCCUGUGCUUGUGACACGGGUGGAGACUGCGAGUGUUUCUGCACCGCCGUGGCCGCCUAUGCUGAAUCCUGUAAUCAAGCUGGCGCCUGUAUACGAUGGAGAACCCCAAAGAUUUGUCCUAUCUUUUGUGAUUUCUACAAUCCCCCUGGUGAAUGUGAAUGGCACUACAUGCCAUGCGGAUCUCCGUGUAUGAAAACCUGCAGGAACCCCUCCGGCAGCUGCUCGCCACAGAUGCCUCCUCUAGAAGGUUGCUAUCCAAAAUGUCCUCCUGCUCAGCCAUACUUUGAUGAGGAUACAAUGACAUGUGUCUUAAAAGAACAAUGUGGCUGCUACGAUAAAGAGGGGAAACACUACAAUAAUAGUGACAAAGUGCCAACAACUGAAAACUGUCAAACAUGUACAUGCAGUUCAAUGACUAUCCAAUGUCAGUAUGAUGCCCAAGCCUGUACUUGCACAUAUAAUGGAAACAAAUAUCCCCCUGGCAAUCUAAUUUAUAACACAACAGAUGGAUAUGGUAACUGCAUCACAGCAGUGUGUGGAAAUAAUGGUACCAUUGACCACAGUUCAUAUAGUUGCCCAGUAUCCAUAACGACAACACCUGUGCACAUUGCAACCACUACUAUAGCCAGCCAGUAUACAACCACCUUUGUUUUUUCAUCAACCACACCAGAGCCACACACAGUCCCAGUCACAUGUAGUCCUUGUAAUUGGUCGCCAUGGUAUGAUACCAGCUUCCCAACACUGGGAACUCCAGGAGGAGACAUGGAAACAUACGAAAAGAUUAGAGAGGAAGGGCACAAGAUAUGUGCUAAGCCAAGCCAGAUCCAAUGCAGAGCUGAGAAAUUCCCUAAUGUCACCAUUGAAAAUGUGGGACAAGUGGUGGAAUGUAAUCUGGCUAAUGGGCUGACUUGCAGAAAUGAAGACCAGUCAGGACCGCUGGCCUUGUGCUUUAACUACCAAGUCAGAGUUCUGUGUUGUGACUAUAAUGCAUGCCCAACAGAGUCUACUCCUUCUACAACACAUUCAAUACCUACAACGACUAAAGAUGUUACCAAAACACCGUGUCAGGAAACAUUAUGUUACUGGUCACAAUGGAUAAGUUCAGACUAUCCUGAAUACGGUAAUGGAGGUGGGGACAACGAAACCAUCAAACACAUCAUCCAGAAAGGAUUUCAUAUCUGUGAGAAUCCAGUGGAGGUGGAAUGUCGGGCAGAGCAUUACCCGCAGACUCCCCUGAAUCAAUUGGGACAAAAAGUGACAUGUAAUAACCAAGGACUCCUGUGUGAGAACAGGUUACAGUAUCCGCCCAUAUGUUUAGAUUAUGAAAUAAAGGUAAAGUGUUGCAAGACAGUGAUCUGCAGCACAUCACCGAAACCUACUAUUUCUUUCACAACCAUACCAACUAAACCACCUUCUACUACAACCGCCACACCCUCUACCACAACUGAAACAACAACUCACCCACCUAAAACUACUAGUACAACCAGUACACCUUCUACCACAGUUCCAACUACAACACCUUCAACUACGACAUCCACUACACCUUCUACCACAACUGAAACGACAACUCAGCCACCUAAAACGACUAGUAUAACCACUACACCUUCUACCACAACUGAAACAACAUCUCAGCCACCUAUAACUACUACUACAAACACUACACCUUCAACCACAGUUCCAACUACAACACCUUCAACUCCCUCAACUACAGUUCCAACUCCAACACCUUCAACUACGACAUCCACUACACCUUCUACUACAACUGAAACAACAACAACUCAGCCAUCAACAACUACUAGUACAACCACUACACCAUCAACCACAACUGAAACACCAACCACUAGUCAGCCACCAACAUCUUCAACUUGCCCAGGGGGACAUGAUAUGACAUGUGUGUGGUCAGAAUGGAUCAAUCUUGGCAAGCCCACAUCAGGUCCUGAUGGUGGAGACAAUGAAUCCAUCCAGAAUGUAAUCUCUGCUGGUUAUCAUAUAUGCUCAGCUCCUGAAGAAGUCCAGUGUAGAGCUAUCCUUUACCCAGGACUUCCCAUAUCAGUGGUGGGACAAGAUGUGAUUUGCAAUAAAGAUGUUGGUCUCAUAUGCUACAACAAACAACAAGGGCUUCAGCAAGAGUGUUUUGAUUACGAGAUUAAAUUUAAAUGCUGUGGGUGUCCAACACAAACUCCUUCUCCUACAGUUCCAACAUCAACACCGUCAACUCCCUCAACCACAGUUACAACUACAACUCCUUCAACUCCUUCCACUACAAGUCCAACUACAAUACCUUCAACUAUGACAUCCACUACACCUUCUACUACAACCGAAACAACAACAACUCAGCCACCUAUAACUACUACUACAACCACUACACCUUCAACCACAGUUCCAACUACACCUUCAACUCCCUCAACUACAGUUACAACUACAACACCUUCAACUCCUUCCACUACAAGUCCAACUACAACACCUUCAACUAUGACAUACACUACACCUUCUACCACAACCGAAACAACAACAACUCAGCCACCUAUAACUACUACUACAACCACUACACCUUCAACCACAGUUCCAACUACACCUUCAACUCCCUCAACUACAGUUCCAACUCCAACACCUUCAACUACGACAUCCACUACACCUUCUACUACAACUGAAACAACAACAACUCAGCCACCAACAACUACAACUUGCCCAGGGGGACAUGAUAUGACAUGUGUGUGGUCAGAAUGGAUCAAUCUUGGCAAGCCCACAUCAGGUCCUGAUGGUGGAGACAAUGAAUCCAUCCAGAAUGUAAUCUCUGCUGGUUAUCAUAUAUGCUCAGCUCCUGAAGAAGUCCAGUGUAGAGCUAUCAUUUACCCAGGACUUCCAAUAUCAGUGGUGGGACAAGAUGUGAUUUGCAAUAAAGAUGUUGGUCUCAUAUGCCGCAACAAACAACAAGGGCUUCAGCAAGAGUGUUUUGAUUACGAGAUUAAAUUUAAAUGCUGUGGGUGUCCAACACAAACUCCUUCUCCUACAGUUCCAACAUCAACACCUUCAACUCCCUCAACCACAGUUACAACUACAACACCUUCAACUCCUUCCACUACAAGUCCAACUACAACACCUUCAACUAUGACAUCCACUACACCUUCUACCACAACCGAAACAACAACAACUCAGCCACCUAUAACUACUACUACAACCACUACACCUUCAACCACAGUUCCAACUACACCUUCAACUCCCUCAACUACAGUUCCAACUCCAACACCUUCAACUACGACAUCCACUACACCUUCUACUACAACUGAAACAACAACAACUCAGCCACCAACAACUACAACUUGCCCAGGGGGACAUGAUAUGACAUGUGUGUGGUCAGAAUGGAUCAAUCUUGGCAAGCCCACAUCAGGUCCUGAUGGUGGAGACAAUGAAUCCAUCCAGAAUGUAAUCUCUGCUGGUUAUCAUAUAUGCUCAGCUCCUGAAGAAGUCCAGUGUAGAGCUAUCCUUUACCCAGGACUUCCCAUAUCAGUGGUGGGACAAGAUGUGAUUUGCAAUAAAGAUGUUGGUCUCAUAUGCUACAACAAACAACAAGGGCUUCAGCAAGAGUGUUUUGAUUACGAGAUUAAAUUUAAAUGCUGUGGGUGUCCAACACAAACUCCUUCUCCUACAGUUCCAACAUCAACACCUUCAACUCCCCCAACCACAGUUACAACUACAACACCUUCAACUCCUUCCACUACAAGUCCAACUACAACACCUUCAAAUAUGACAUCCACUACACCCUCUACCACAACCGAAACAACAACAACUCAGCCACCUAUAACUACUACUACAACCACUACACCUUCAACCACAGUUCCAACUACACCUUCAACUCCCUCAACUACAGUUCCAACUCCAACACCUUCAACUACGACAUCCACUACACAUUCUACUACAACUGAAACAACAACAACUCAGCCACCAACAACUACAACUUGCCCAGGGGGACAUGAUAUGACAUGUGUGUGGUCAGAAUGGAUCAAUCUUGGCAAGCCCACAUCAGGUCCUGAUGGUGGAGACAAUGAAUCCAUCCAGAAUGUAAUCUCUGCUGGUUAUCAUAUAUGCUCAGCUCCUGAAGAAGUCCAGUGUAGAGCUAUCCUUUACCCAGGACUUCCCAUAUCAGUGGUGGGACAAGAUGUGAUUUGCAAUAAAGAUGUUGGUUUCAUAUGCUACAACAAACAACAAGGGCUUCAGCAAGAGUGUUUUGAUUACGAGAUUAAAUUUAAAUGCUGUGGGUGUCCAACACAAACUCCUUCUCCUACAGUUCCAACAUCAACACCUUCAACUCCCUCAACCACAGUUACAACUACAACCCCUUCAACUCCUUCCACUACAAGUCCAACUACAACACCUUCAACUAUGACAUCCACUACACCUUCUACCACAACCGAAACAACAACAACUCAGCCACCUAUAACUACUACUACAACCACUACACCUUCAACCACAGUUCCAACUACACCUUCAACUCCCUCAACUACAGUUCCAACUCCAACACCUUCAACUACGACAUCCACUACACCUUCUACUACAACUGAAACAACAACAACUCAGCCACCAACAACUACAACUUGCCCAGGGGGACAUGAUAUGACAUGUGUGUGGUCAGAAUGGAUCAAUCUUGGCAAGCCCACAUCAGGUCCUGAUGGUGGAGACAAUGAAUCCAUCCAGAAUGUAAUCUCUGCUGGUUAUCAUAUAUGCUCAGCUCCUGAAGAAGUCCAGUGUAGAGCUAUCCUUUACCCAGGACUUCCCAUAUCAGUGGUGGGACAAGAUGUGAUUUGCAAUAAAGAUGUUGGUCUCAUAUGCUACAACAAACAACAAGGGCUUCAGCAAGAGUGUUUUGAUUACUUUACAGCUACAACACCUUCAACUCCUUCCACUACAAGUCCAACUACAACAACUGCAACUAUGACAUCCACUACACCUUCUACUACAGCCAGAGCAACAACAACAACUCAGCCACCUAUAACUACUACUACAACCACUACACCUUCAACCACAGUUCCAACUACACCUUCAACUCCCUCAACUACAGUUACAACUACAACACCUUCAACUCCUUCCACUACAAGUCCAACUACAACACCUUCAACUAUGACAUACACUACACCUUCUACCACAACCGAAACAACAACAACUCAGCCACCUAUAACUACUACUACAACCACUACACCUUCAACCACAGUUCCAACUACACCUUCAACUCCCUCAACUACAGUUCCAACUCCAACACCAUCAAAUACGACAUCCACUACACCUUCUACUACAACUGAAACAAAAACAACUCAGCUACCAACAACUACAACUUGCCCAGGGGGACAUGAUAUGACAUGUGUGUGGUCAGAAUGGAUCAAUCUUGGCAAGCCCACAUCAGGUCCUGAUGGUGGAGACAAUGGAUCCAUCCAGAAUGUAAUCUCUGCUGGUUAUCAUAUAUGCUCAGCUCCUGAAGAAGUCCAGUGUAGAGCUAUCCUUUACCCAGGACUUCCCAUAUCAGUGGUGGGACAAGAUGUGAUUUGCAAUAAAGAUGUUGGUCUCAUAUGCUACAACAAACAACAAGGGCUUCAGCAAGAUUGUUUUGAUUACGAGAUUAAAUUUAAAUGCUGUGGGUGUCCAACACAAACUCCUUCUCCUACAGUUCCAAAAUCAACAACUUCAACUCCCGCAACUACAGUUCCAACAUCCACAUCUUCAACUCUCUCAACUACAGUUCCAACUACAACACCUUCAACUCCUUCCACUACAAGUCCAGCUACAACACCUUCAACUAUGACAUCCACUACACCUUCUACCACAACCAAAACAACAACGCAGCCACCUAUAACUACUACUACAACCACUACACCUUCAACCACAGUUCCAACUACACCUUCAAGUCCCUCAACUACAGUUCCAACUCCAACACCUUCAACUACGACAUCCACUACACCUUCUACUACAACUGAAACAACAACAACUCAACCACCAACAACUACAACUUGCCCAGGGGGACAUGACAUGACAUGUGUGUGGUCAGAAUGGAUCAAUCUUGGCAAGCCCACAUCAGGUCCUGAUGGUGGAGACAAUGAAUCCAUCCAGAAUGUAAUCUCUGCUGGUUAUCAUAUAUGCUCAGCUCCUGAAGAAGUUCAGUGUAGAGCUAUCCUUUACCCAGGACUUCCCAUAUCAGUGGUGGGACAAGAUGUGAUUUGCAAUAAAGAUGUUGGUCUCAUAUGCUACAACAAACAACAAGGGCUUCAGCAAGAGUGUUUUGAUUACGAGAUUAAAUUUAAAUGCUGUGGGUGUCCAACACAAACUCCUUCUCCUACAGUUCCAACAUCAACACCUUCAACUCCCUCAACUACAGUUACAACUACAACACCUUCAACCCCUUCCACUACAAGUCCAACUACAACACCUUCAACUAUGACAUCCACUACACCUUCUACCACAACCGAAACAACAACUCAGCCACCUAUAACUACUACUACAACGACUACACCUUCAACCACAGUUUCAACUACACCUUCAACUCCCUCAACUACAGUUCCAACUCCAACACCUUCAACUACGACAUCCACUACACCUUCUACUACAACUGAAACAACAACAACUCAGCCACCAACAACUACAACUUGCCCAGGGGGACAUGAUAUGACAUGUGUGUGGUCAGAAUGGAUCAAUCUUGGCAAGCCCACAUCAGGUCCUGAUGGUGGAGACAAUGAAUCCAUCCAGAAUGUAAUCUCUGCUGGUUAUCAUAUAUGCUCAGCUCCUGAAGAAGUCCAGUGUAGAGCUAUCCUUUACCCAGGACUUCCCAUAUCAGUGGUGGGACAAGAUGUGAUUUGCAAUAAAGAUGUUGGUCUCAUAUGCUACAACAAACAACAAGGGCUUCAGCAAGAGUGUUUUGAUUACGAGAUUAAAUUUAAAUGCUGUGGGUGUCCAACACAAACUCCUUCUCCUACAGUUCCAACAUCAACACCUUCAACUCCCUCAACUACAGUUACAACUACAACACCUUCAACUCCUUCCACUACAAGUCCAACUACAACACCUUCAACUAUGACAUCCACCACACCUUCUACCACAACCAAAACAACAACAACUCAGCCACCUAUAACUACUACUACAUCCACUACACCUUCUACUACAACUGAAACAACAACAACUCAGCCACCAACAACUACUAGUACAACCACUACACCAUCAACCACAACUGAAACACCAACCACUAGUCAGCCACCAACAUCUACAACUUGCCCAGGGGGACAUGAUAUGACAUGUGUGUGGUCAGAAUGGAUCAAUCUUGGCAAGCCCACAUCAGGUCCUGAUGGUGGAGACAAUGAAUCCAUCCAGAAUGUAAUCUAUGCUGGUUAUCAUAUAUGCUCAGCUCCUGAAGAAGUCCAGUGUAGAGCUAUCCUUUACCCAGGACUUCCCAUAUCAGUGGUGGGACAAGAUGUGAUUUGCAAUAAAGAUGUUGGUCUCAUAUGCUACAACAAACAACAAGGGCUUCAGCAAGAGUGUUUUGAUUACGAGAUUAAAUUUAAAUGCUGUGGGUGUCCAACACAAACUCCUCCUACAGUUCCAACUACAACAGCUUCAACUCCGACAUCCACUACACCUUCUACCAUAACUGAAACAACAUCUCAGCCACCUACAACUACCAGUACAACCACUACAACUUCUACCACAACUGAUUUAUCUAUAGAUGGUGAAAUUUGGAAGGAGAGUAACUGUAUUGUAGGAACAUGUGAUAAUGGCAAGGUGACCUAUAACCAUACACAGUGUCCAACUCCAAAGCCUGUAGUAUGUGCAAAUAACUUCCCUGCUAUUGAAGUGCUGGAUGAUGACGGAUGCUGCUUCCACUAUGAAUGCCAAUGUAUCUGCUAUGGUUGGGGAGACCCCCAUUAUGUCACCUUCGAUGGAACCUACUAUGGUUUUCAAGGCAACUGUUCCUACUGGCUGAUGAAGGAGAUAGUGCCCAAAUACAACUUCAGUGUUAUGAUCGAUAACUACUACUGUGGUUCUGCUGAUGGCUUGGCCUGUCCUCAGUCCAUCACUGUCUUCUACAAAAACUACACAAUCUUUAUAAUGCAGAAGGAGGUCAAUGGCAUUUACACAAAUCAGACCACUGUGAAUGGCAAGCAUGUGAGUCCUGCAUACCAAAAUGGUGACUUCCGUAUAACCUCCACCGGUAUAGAGACUGUGCUUGUCAUCCCUGAAAUCCAUGCCAAGAUCACCUUCUCAGGGCUCAUAUUCAGUAUCUACCUGCCCUAUAGUAAAUUUGCCGGCAACACCGAGGGACAGUGUGGCACAUGUGACAACAACCGGACAGAUGACUGCAUGUUGCCAAGUGGCAAAAUUGAUCCUUCAUGUCCUAAUAUGGCACUCGGGUGGCAUGCUAACGACAGUUACUGUGAACAUAUUAACCCCACACCUACGCCUACGACUACGCCUAAGCCUAGCACCUGCGAUACAACCAUCUGUGAGAUCAUUAAGAGCAGUGUGUUUGAAGCUUGCCACAAGGUUAUUGACUACACUCCAUUUGUUGUGGCCUGUGAGUUUGACAUUUGCCACAUGCACAUAAAUCACGUUGGCUGCACCAGCUUACAAACCUAUGCUGAUGCCUGUGCUGAGUCUGGACUGUGUAUUGACUGGAGAAGUGCCACCGACGGACUCUGUGAAUAUACAUGUCCAAGUCCCAAAGUCUAUCGGGGGUGUGGCCCUCAGGUGGAGCCUACCUGUGAUUCCUGGUACAACCAGAAAUUCAUCUAUACGGUCAAUGAGUUCAGUGCCAUGACAAAUGUGAAGCUGGAGGGUUGCUUCUGCCCAGAUGACCACUUCCUCCUCUCUUCCAGCUCUAAUGAAUGUGUGCCCACCUGUGAAAUUUGUCGGCUGUCAAAUGGAAGUUGGACACAGGACAAUUCAAAGUGGACAGAAAACUGUAAUGAGUGUAUAUGUGAGGAGGACACACUGCAGGUCAGCUGCCAUCCCGUGUCCUGUCCACCACAGCCCCCCCCCAGCUGUGACGAAGAGGGUCAGGUCAAGGUCACUGAAACGGUUGGCUGCUGUCAAAAGGAGAAGUGUGGUUGUGAUGGGUCGCAUUGCUCUGGUCUUGUGCCAUCCUGUCCUCUUGGUUUUAUCCUAAACCAAACUAAGGGAGUCUGCUGUUGGAAAUACUCCUGCGUGCCUAAAAAGGAUGUGUGUGUUUUCAACAACAAUGAAUACCAGGUUGGAGACCUGGUGCCCAUGAAGCCAUGUGAGAAAUGCAGUUGUAGUAACAAGGCCAAUGCCAGCAGCCCCCUGAACAUUAUAGACUGUGAGCCUAUACUCUGUGACACCAACUGCCCUGUGGGUUAUGAGUACCAGAUCAGUGCUAACCAGUGCUGUGGGACAUGUGUCCAAACAAGCUGCAUUGUCGUGCUGUUGAAUACAACAUACGCAUUAAAGCCUGGCUCCAUUUGGACUCCCGCUGGGAACCCCUGUGUGAAGUUUGAGUGUGUGAAGAUCGCUAAUCAGUUCAUCACCAUAGAAGCCAAGACAACCUGUCCCCUCUACGACCCUAAUGAAUGCAUACCGGGAACAGAGACCAUAGCUCCAGACGGAUGCUGCCAUGUCUGUAUUCCGAAGGGUGAGCCAUGUGGUGUGUCCACCACACCUGUGUACCUGGAGAGCCAGGGCUGCCAUGCCAAAGACCUGGUCAAUGUCACAUCCUGUAGUGGAGCAUGUGGCACCUUCACCUUUUAUUCUACCAAAACAAGAUCCUUGCAGCACACCUGCUCCUGCUGCCAGGAGCUGGCUACAUCUGAGCGCCAGGUCCAGCUCUCCUGCCCUGACAACACAAAGCUCACUUACACCUACACCCACAUCGACACCUGCGGGUGCCUCAAGACAGAGUGUUCUGGGCCUGGCCACAGGGAAUUGGCAACCACUCCCCCUAGCGUCAAGUCACGUCGACGCAGGAGAUAAGGCAAAAACCAGGACAAGCAUAUGCGUUUGCCACUUAUAUAAUUAGCAUUCAUUUAUAGGACUGUAAAUUAAGUUAUAUUUGAAUCA
Messenger RNA from Perca fluviatilis (European perch), 13275 nucleotides. Its product is annotated as mucin-5AC-like. The record is from RefSeq and is a predicted model, not a curated record. Gene Ontology annotation, cellular component: extracellular matrix. Lineage: Eukaryota; Metazoa; Chordata; Actinopteri; Perciformes; Percidae. Gene Ontology annotation, molecular function: protein binding.